AAAAAAUAAAAAUUAAUUUUAAUUAUAAAACAUCCCUCCUCCACCCAACCACUAGCCCAGCCACUUCCCUCCCGUAGUCCCCUCUCCCCCUCUACUUCCGGCGGCGCCGCUCCGGCUGCCCCUCCCACUUACUCUGGCUGCCUUUCCCGAACCCUCAAUCGUCCCUCCUCGUCCCCCCCCCCUAAUCUACCACAACCACCAAUACACUUUCCCUGUUUUUAUGAAAUUAAAAUCCCCAAAACCAAAGUCGUUCUUCUUUCCUUUCUUUUGCUACUCACUAUCUUCACCAAUCAACCAUCAUCAAUUGUCCUCGCUGACCGUCACCAUCAUGUCAGUUAGCAUUAUCAUCAACAAGAAUAAAAAAAAAAACAUGGUAGUUGGCUUAAUUGAAUCAAUUGAUUUGGGCUAAAAUUGAAGCUUGCGACUAUAAAUUAUGGGCUAGCGGCGCUACUCGGUAGUGAGGCGGUGUGGUGAUGCUGGUUGCAGGUUGGUGUGACGGUGGAUGGUUGUUCAGUGUGUGGUGGUCAUGGGGAAUUGCCCGAUUGCUGGUGUUGCGGACUUUGUGCGUGAGGGAGUAGGGGCUUGGAAAUUGAGCUUCAGUGCCGGUACCGACUCCAACAGUGGAGAGGGAGAGGGAAGGGGGUGGCUGGCUGGUUGAGGGAGGGGUGGUUAUUUUUUUUUUUUAAAAGAUUAAUUAAAUUAUGAUAACUAACCUUAGUUAAGUAUUUUUAGUUAUUAUAACACUAACCUUGGUUAAACUUAACAGCCAGUUAACGGUUUUAGCUAAAUAAGGUCAUGGAAGUAACAUUUUAAAAAUAGGAGGCUACCAAAGAUAAUUCAUAUACAAAGUGGCUACCAUUGGAAAUAUGCAAAAGUAAGCGGCUACCUCGAGAACUUUCAAGUUAACAAUUUUAGUUCUUUUAUCUAACACCUCGAGAACACUUGUUUGCUUCAGCCUUACAAUAUUAAGAGGAAAGUUAACAAAAAAAGGUUUUUUAGAUAAAAGUAAUAGAAAAAUCAAGUUUAUAAUCUGAUAAACUUGAAGGGUUGUAGGAGUACUUUCAAGUGGGCAGUUAAGGGUAUAAUUGUCAUUGACACCGUCAAUUGAACUGAUAACAUAUUAGUUGGUGGGAUAUAAUUAAGAGCAUUUAAUUUGGUGGUAAGCAUAAUCUAGUCCUUUAAGCAACUCCGAUUACGAAAUCUCAAUUUCAAUGGAGAAAACAAAGGAGGAGUUAAAGCUCACAAGCAAACGACAAAAAUCUACUCUAUAGGGUUAAUCAUGCUCUUUAUGUCUAGCUCCAUUAUUUUUCUUAGAGUAUUCGUUUAAUUUGAGAAAGAAGUCGCCGGAAGUGGUGAUGUUGGUGUUGGGAGAAGGCUUAAGUGAAGCGGAUUGAAGACGAUGAUGAAGGUGGGUAGGGAUCGGAGGAAGAAGAAAUGAAGAUGGGUAGAGAUCGAAGGAAGAAAAAAGAUGAACACCUUUAUCAUUGUCUCGAGUCUCUCAACCAUCUAUAAGAAAAUACAAGUUUAUUUUCGUGAUAAACAAAUUGUGUUUAAUAUGAAGAUAUAAUUGUCACUCUUAAGAUUAAUAAUACCUCCGUUCCAAAUUACUCGCUACUUUGGGUAGUAUUUGUGAGAUAUAAAAUAUUACAAAGUUGCGAGUACCGGAGGAAGUAUAAACACUUCAUCCUAUUAGAUGAUGAAUUGAUGAUGGUGUGGCGCAAAUAUGACAAAAGUAUACUUCCACCUUCCAAGUGAGAAAGAAGUAGGAAAAGGAAAAAAAAACAACAGUCCCGACCCUAUCUCACUUGCUAGUAGAGUACUUCGUAGAAGCAUAGUAUCUGUAAAUUUGCAAUUAAUUCUACUGUAAUUUCAAUAACUAAUCCCCUUAUCCAUCCUUAAUCCAGACCUAAAUUUCAUACCAAAAUCUCAAUCACAGACCAAAAAAAAAUGGAUGUGCUAACUUUCGGAAUAAUAAUCGGAAUUAUAAUUCUAUUUUUCGCCAUUGUUUGCAUCAUCACCAUUGAAGGCACCUGCAACCGCCGAUCCACCUAACACCCCCUUAAUCACUCUUUCUCUCUCCUACUCUACUCUAAUGCCGUUGAAUCAAUUCAGUAGUCGUGAAAUUAUGAUAAAUGCAUUAAUCGGUGGUGGUUUGACGGCAUUUUACGGUGGUUUUCCGGUCGUUGAGCGCCGCUUUGUCGGUGGUGCUGAGCAGGAAUUGGAAUUGGAAUUGGAAUUGGAGAGGCAUGGAAUGAAGCUCGAUCCGGCAUCGGUGUCGUUUACGCCGAAUUUGGAUGAAGGAUUUGUUGUAUUAUGGGAGUUUGAUUGUACUGAGAUCUCUAAGUUGUGCUUUCGAAAUGCAGCUGCUUAUCUUAGGUUUCUUUUAUGCAGAUAUAAGAGUCAGCUUGAGAGUUUGCAUAAACUCUUGGAUCCAAUUUGGGAUACACCGACUUUUGGAAUCUCAGAAGCUGCCUCGUCUUUUGAUAGCAAGAUGAAAAAUAAGCUGAAUGAGUUAACUCAUUGGUCAGCCUGCCUUCAACAUGCUGUCUCCCUUGGACAAAAAGAGAUGGGGGAUGUUAUGGGCCUUCUUUUGUCCCCAGCUUCUAAUGUACUGUUCUGCUGGAUAACAGGGAUGUUAUGGAACUUUUCCGGAAUUACUAUUUUGCAGGGAUGAUUUCGAAACCCACAGAAGAUACUAAUGCUUAUGGAUCGUAUGAUGUAAAACAACUCAUUUUCGAAUUGUUCCUAUCUCAGCAUAUUUAUAGGAAGCAAGUAAAGCAGCAUACUACAUAGCUAAUCUAGGUCACUUGACAGAUUACAACAAAGAUAUAGAUCAUGUAUCGAUGUAAAUUUUCUUAUUUUAUUCUUGUAGAUAGGUUGUGUUGGGAGAAAACGUGCUUUGUUUUCAUCAGGGUCCAAUUUAGUAGGUGAGGCACCUUAGGAGUGGUGGGAUGAUAAGAGAAUCCCCACCUCAAUGUCGUAAGAUACAAAUCUUGCCACUAGACCAAGUACUACGUGGUAAGCAUAUGUAAUGUUUGUUACCUUUCAAAUAUUAUGCAAAUUCAAUUACCAAAAUCCUUAUUCACUUCGGAAAUAAAUACACUAAAUCUUGGAAGUUGAUGCUCAAGCUUGAAAAUUU
Messenger RNA from Chenopodium quinoa (quinoa), 3139 nucleotides. RefSeq lists its product as uncharacterized. NCBI's taxonomy places the organism in Eukaryota, Viridiplantae, Streptophyta, Magnoliopsida, Caryophyllales, Amaranthaceae. The transcript has 4 exons. The record is from RefSeq and is a predicted model, not a curated record. The coding region runs from base 2093 to 2674 and encodes 193 amino acids.